CUUUUCCUGUUUUUUUAUUUUAUUUUAUUUUUGUAAUUAUUAUUAUUUUUAUUUUUUUGCCAUAGGAAAAACUGGAUUUCUUAAGAGAGAAAAAGACCUUCAACUACACACGCGUUAAGCGCAUUUUUAACUCAUUGUUCUUGGCAGUGCGCACACGCUGUCCAACAAGUGCGUGCUCGAGGCGCAGCUGCUGUGUCUUAAGAAGCGACCGAGGAGAAAACAAUCAUAUGCUUAACGACCUGGAGUUCGAAUCGAUCCACGCAACCUCACCAAAUACGCACAUACGUUGUCGCAUUGAUAAAAAUGCGCGUUUGUUUGAUGCGCGUCGUGUGAGCUGGUGGAUUAUGAUCUGCUAGUUUCCCCGCCGAUGGAGCCGCCGUAAUUCGUCGUCUUUGUCAUUUUUACAACAAACUAAAGACCGGGCGGUUUGCUUAUAUUGUGAAGAUCCAAACCAAAAAGCCUUACAUCUAGACCACCAGUGACCUGUGAAGACUUGUAAAUCCCUGCACCUGGUUUCUUGGAGAGGGCUGCGCAAUUGCGCACGCUGCGAGAGUUUACUAUAGGAGCUUUCCAUGGAAUCCACUCCACGCGUGAUCUCCAGUGAGGGUUUCAGUCUGAUCUGAUGUGGGGUAAAAAGUUGCCGUCCGGACAGUAAAUCUCAUAUAUGAGGAUCAAUACACACGUGCUAGUCAACAUAAAUUGCAAAAAUGCCUAUGCAUCCGGUGACUUCCACUUUGAUGUACCGGGGAAUCUGCACCAUUCCUGAUAUCCUGUCGUACCGGGCACCAGUCAACCUGCCUGAGGAUGAGGUGGAAGAAAUCCGGGAGGCGUUUAAGGUGUUUGAUCGAGAUGGGAACGGCUUCAUCUCAAAGCAGGAGCUCGGUUUGGCCAUGCGUUCUCUAGGGUACAUGCCCAAUGAGGUCGAGCUGGAGGUUAUCAUUCAAAGACUCGACAUGGAUGGUGAUGGCCAGGUGGAUUUUGAGGAAUUUGUUACUCUCCUGGGGCCCAAACUCUCAGCUGCCGGGAUGCCUGACAAGUUCAACGGAACCAAUUUUGACUCUGUGUUCUGGAAGUGUGAUUUGCAGAAGCUGACUGUGGAAGAGCUGAAGAGACUCUUAUAUGACACCUUCUGUGACCACCUGACUAUGAAGGACAUCGAGAAUAUCAUAAUGACAGAGGAGAAUCACAUCGAAAAUCCUGAGGACUGCCAGGUUGACAUUGACACAGAAAGUCCGACCCAGCAGGUGAAGCAAACAUGCGUACGGAAGAGUUUGAUCUGCGCCUUCGCGAUCGCUUUCAUCAUUAGUGUCAUGCUUAUCGCAGCCAAUCAGGUGCUUCGCAGUGGCAUGAAGUAACUGAAUGAACCAAUCACAAUGUAGAUCCAAUUCAACAUAUAACAGUGAUAAAAAAUAAAAAAAAUAAAAUAAAAAAACAUGCACAUACAAACUGGAGCAGCUGAAAAGUCAAUUUUAUUUAAGUGAAAUCCAAAUGUUGUGACUGAAAUAUUUUUGAGACGAGCUACAGCUUCCACUGGAGAGAAUUAUUCAGAUUUGACAGCAAACGUAUUGCACUCAGAUAUAUAAACGCACACAUACUGUGUCUUACCCAAAAGGGUCUGAUAAAAGUACAUGAAAAAGAGAGAAAGAAGAAGUUUAUGCUGUAAAGGACUUUAAAAAAUGUCCCCUUCAACAGCUCUCUCUCCCUCUUCAGUAUGUUUUGGGUGAGAUUGGCCGCAUGGACAUCUCCAACCCAGGAUCCUACUCUUCGAUGCAUGACAAUGCAUGGAUUUACAAUAGCCUGGAUGUACCAGUAGAGCUCAGCUGUGCAUCCAUUCAUCUAUAUAUUAGACCCCAAAACAAAUUUCCUGAAGAAAGACCCGUUUUACAUGUACGAAGAGUUGGAUAUGCAGCAGAGGCCGUUUCUGACGUCUUUUCCAUCAUGUAUACUGAUCCCUUUGCAUGAUAAUAAGGGCUGUUUAGGGCAUGCUCAUGUCAUGCAAUGUUAGUCUUGUGUUUGUUGAGUAACUAUUGUUGGUUUUUACCUGUUGCACAUGCCUGAUAUGAUUGUAGUAGUACUCCAUAUGGCCAAAGGUGCCAUGAAACAACCCAAAAGCGAUACUGUACCACUAGUGACAUACCUGUGGAGUAUUAAAGGAAUAGAUCACCCAAAAAUGUAGAUGAGUUAAUUUAUCAUUAUAUCACUUGCUCACCAAUGGAUGUACUGAAGUGAAUGGGUGCCAUCAGAAUGAGUGUCUACAAAGCUGAUUAAAAACAUCACAAUAAUCCACAAGGAAUCCAUACCAAUCCAGUCCAUCAAUUGACAUCUUGUGAAAUGAAAACCAUUGCUUCUGGCUAAAAUACAAGUCCAUAAUCCGUAAUAUUAUUUUCUCUUAAGUGGUUUCAUCUGAAUCAGGAGAGAAGCAUGCACCGAUCCAAAAGCAUCCACAGUCCAAAACGUAUCUCAACAAAUGUCGUGAGCGUUAAUAUGGAUUAUGUUUUGUCUCGUAUUUUGGCCUGAAAUUACGGGUUUCAAGUUAAAAUGCCUUAAUUAUGUUUUGUUUUUGUUUUUUCAUACAAACAUGCAGCAUUUCACUUCACAUGAUAUUAACCCUCUCAAGGCAGGCAUUGCAGAUUUGCAACAGUAAAGUAAUUAAAAACCUUAUUACUCAAGAUACAUAUUUUAUGAAUCUGGAGUACUAAAAACUUUACUAUAGGUUACUAAAUUUACUAAGUUACUAAAACUUAAUUUGAGCCUGAGAGGGUUAAUGGAUGGACUGGAUUCAUGUGGAUUUUUGUUGAUUAUUGUGAUGCUUUUUAUCAGCUGUUUGGACUCUCAUUCUGAUAGCACCCAUUCACUGCAGAGGAUCCAUUGAUGAGCAAGUGAUGUAAUGCUACAUUUCUCCAAAUCUGUUCUGCAAAUUUUCGUUUUGGGAGAACUAUUUCUUUAAGUGUUUUACAGUAUUUGGAUCAAAUUGAUUUUCUUUUCACCUGAAAUACACUGUGCAUUUUCAGGCUAACUGUUUGAACGAUCAACUUACAUUUUGUGAACAUUUGCACUGUAAUUAUAUCGUAAAGUUGAUAAUUAGGAGCUUUUUAAUCGAAAUGACAUGACUGGCAUGAAAUUCCAAAUUAUUAAGACACAUUAUAAAAAGAGUUGUUUUCUGACAUAUCAGGAAAUUAUUUGUUAGUUGUUUUCGAACCAAAUCGAUGUCCAUUUAAGCUUAUCGCCAAACCUAAAUGGAUGAUCAUGAUGUUUCUAUUCAUUGUAAGGAAUAUGUGUAUUAAUAUAACCUGAGAGCAAACACUGUGGUAUAUCACUGUUUCACUGAUGCUUCAAAAUAUAUUGUUCAUAUGUCCAUAUGAAUGUGACAUCUGUGACAUCGUUCAGUGUUUUCCUGGGAAAUAUAGUAGUUUGUGUGCAGGUUGACAAGAAGAUAGCAAAAUGGAGUAUCUAAGGUAUGAAUAAUGUGUCAAAUAUGAAUGUCAGGGGUUGAAUAUGUAUCAGCUGUAAGUGUGUCAUUCUGUUGAAGGGCAUUUUCCAGGGUAUAAUAUUAGUUUUUCGACUCUGCCCAGGGCCUGAAUUGAUUUAGCUGUUAUUUACAGCACCAUGAAACUCUUAUAUUUGGAUGUCCAGAUAUAAAUGAAAUAUGCAAUGGAUGGAAACACCUGUCUCAGCGCACACAGGAGCACUACGAUCGCGUGACAGUCAAAGAGGAGUCACAGGACAACAAUGUACAGGUUUCCCCCAUUAUACAGGCUCAAUUCCUUAUUCAUUAAUAGAAACAGGGAAAGCUAAUAAUGUUCCUGAGCCGCGAGCAAAAUAUUAUCGCUUCAAAUAGCAAAUUAUCUUUGACCAGAGAAUGGCUGUUAUUCAAAACUCAUCCAGAAUAGAAAUACCUGAUAAGGAAAUUCUCAUUAUAUCAUUACCAUAUUGGCUGGUAACCCCAUCUGCCCCCGAGUAUUAUUUGUGCUUGGUAAAUCAGAUCCAGCAGAAUUAAUUAUUCACAAUAGCUGCUUAUUAAAGAAAGAAAGAAAGAAAGAAAGAAAUACAAGAAAAUCAAAAUAGUGUUAAAAGUUGUAACUUUCCAUAACAAUCUACUUGCUCUAACCCUUAAAAAUGAUUUUGUUGAAAUUAGUAGAUUUAUCUUCAGCAAUUAAUUAAAUACAAAAUAAAAAUGGUUUAAUAUUUAAUUAAAGCACAUUUCUUUGACCUUAAACCAGUUAUUUAAUUUUUCUGACUAUUAUUAAAACCGUUAAUGUGAGUUUUAAGAUUUACUUUUUAUUAUUAGAGUAAAAAUUUUUAACCAUGAAUUCAGUUACUUUUUUCAUCCACUUCAUUCAGUUACUUUAAGAUUACAUUUUUUAAUUCAU
Molecule: messenger RNA, 4370 nt
Organism: Carassius gibelio (silver crucian carp)
Lineage: Eukaryota; Metazoa; Chordata; Actinopteri; Cypriniformes; Cyprinidae
Product: calcium-binding protein 7-like
Exons: 5
Coding region: 708-1355 (215 amino acids)
Molecular function (GO): calcium ion binding
Source: RefSeq, a predicted model, not a curated record